AUACAAGGGAGCAGCAGUCUGUCAGACAGCGCAGUGGCUAUCACUUCUGCAGUGAAAAAAGUGAAUUCUGAAUUAGCAUCCUGUCAGGUUGUGUGAUCGACCAUCUCUCAGGAUGACGCACCAGUUCCCAGCCCUCUCCAGUGGUCAGAAGAGGGAGCUCCAGGAGAUUGCCCUUCGUAUCGUCACUCCAGGGAAGGGCAUCCUGGCUGCUGAUGAGUCUGUGGGCAGCAUGGCGAAGCGCCUUAACCAGAUAGGGGUUGAGAACACUGAGGAGAACCGCCGGCAGUACCGCCAGAUCCUCUUCAGUGCUGACGACCGCAUCAACAGCUGCAUCGGAGGAGUCAUUUUCUUCCACGAAACGCUGUACCAACACGCUGACGACGGCACGCCCUUCGUCAAGAUGAUCAAGGACAGGGGCAUCACUGUGGGCAUCAAGGUUGACAAGGGUGUUGUCCCCUUGGCAGGAACCAAUGGAGAAUCUACCACUCAGGGACUGGAUGGGCUCUCAGAACGCUGUGCUCGGUAUAAGAAGGACGGGGCAAACUUUGCUAAGUGGCGCUGUGUGUUCAAGAUCAGUGAGGCCACCCCCUCUAAACUGUCCAUUGAAGAGAAUGCAAAUGUUCUGGCUCGAUAUUCAAGCAUUUGCCAGCAGCAUGGGAUUGUGCCUAUUGUGGAGCCAGAGAUUUUGCCUGAUGGAGAUCAUGAUCUGAGGCGUUGUCAGUAUGUCACAGAGAAGGUCCUAGCUGCAUUGUACAAGGCCAUGUCUGACCAUCAUGUGUACCUGGAGGGCACUCUGCUCAAGCCCAAUAUGGCCACUCCUGGCCACAGCUGCCCCACAAAAUACAGCGCAGAGGAGGUCGCCAUGGCAACAGUCACUGCCUUGCGCCGCACCGUCCCUCCUGCUGUCACGGGAGUGACGUUCCUCUCUGGGGGUCAGAGUGAAGAGGAGGCCUCUGUCCACCUGAAUGCCAUCAACAACUGCUCCCUGGUGAAGCCCUGGACCCUCACCUUCUCGUACGGCCGAGCCCUGCAGGUGUCCGCACUCAAAACCUGGCGGGGACAUAAAGAGAAUGAGAGUGCUGCAACUGAGCAGUUUAUCAAGCGAGCAGAGGUGAAUGGCCUGGCCUGUCAGGGGAAGUACACUGGUGGCGGGGACAGUGAAUCCGACCAGAUCUAUGUGGCCAAUCAUGCAUACUAAUGAGCCAGUGAUUCCAGCUUUGGCCAACCAAUAGCAUAGUCCGCUGUCACUGCCAUACCAAUUGGCCAAUCGCAGGCAUAUGCUA
This is a messenger RNA of Oncorhynchus nerka (sockeye salmon), 1283 nucleotides long. Its product is annotated as fructose-bisphosphate aldolase C-like. Gene Ontology annotation, biological process: glycolytic process; fructose 1,6-bisphosphate metabolic process. The record is from RefSeq and is a predicted model, not a curated record. Gene Ontology annotation, cellular component: cytosol. Gene Ontology annotation, molecular function: fructose-bisphosphate aldolase activity. Bases 113 to 1198 code for a protein of 361 amino acids. The transcript is spliced from 9 exons. NCBI's taxonomy places the organism in Eukaryota, Metazoa, Chordata, Actinopteri, Salmoniformes, Salmonidae.